Molecule: messenger RNA, 585 nt
Organism: Mauremys mutica (yellowpond turtle)
Lineage: Eukaryota; Metazoa; Chordata; Testudines; Geoemydidae
Product: protein NKG7-like
Exons: 5
Coding region: 72-560 (162 amino acids)
Cellular component (GO): plasma membrane
Source: RefSeq, a predicted model, not a curated record
CGGACUCAGCCCGUUGAGGAAGGGGUGACGCAGAGAGCAGGUGCUCCCCAGAUCCUGAGAUUCCCCCCGCGAUGCCCUUUCUCCGGAUCCUCAGCACCGUCCUGGUUCUGCUCAGCCUCCUGCUGCUGCUGAUCGCCCUGGGCUCUGACUACUGGCUGGCGGACAACAGUGGCAGCCAUAGUGGGCUGUGGAAGAGCUGCAGCAGUUCACUGUGUCUGCAAUAUUCUUCAGUACUAGGUUACGUUGAUGCCACCAGGGCUUUCCUGUUCCUGGCCGUGAUCGCCGGGUUUCUCUCCUUCUUCGCCCUCAUCCCUUCGUUCUUCCGCUCCCACCUCGGCCCCGUGUCCCUGAGCCUGGUCUCUGCCGUGGGCAGCUUCAGCGCAGGGCUCUGUGCCAUGAUCGCGCUGGCCGUGUUCACAGGGGAGUUAGCUGGGGCCGUGAAUGUCCCGCCAGGCCAAGUCACCUUCGGCUGGUCCUUCGGCCUCGGCUGGGCCUCCUUCCCCCUCUUCCUCAUCACUGGUGCGGUGAUGAUGUUCGCCCGGAAACCUCCCCCGAGCUGAGCCUGGGGCCGCGCUGCCCGGGGGG